Molecule: messenger RNA, 3374 nt
Organism: Anopheles aquasalis
Lineage: Eukaryota; Metazoa; Arthropoda; Insecta; Diptera; Culicidae
Gene: Cap-H2
Product: Chromosome associated protein H2
Biological process (GO): meiotic chromosome condensation; mitotic sister chromatid separation
Cellular component (GO): condensin complex; nucleus
Molecular function (GO): chromatin binding
Source: RefSeq, a predicted model, not a curated record
UUUUCAGCGCGAUUGGUGUGUGUAGUUUUGGUUUCUUCGAGAAAAUGCGAAAAGCGUCCCGGUGAAUUUGGAGUUUUACUACAGUUAAUCAACAGAGUGCCAGAGUCUGCGAAAUGAAGCGAACAAACAACAGUCGAACAAAUAGCGGGAAACCGGUGGCCGGACACCCGCAUGAGAGCGAAUCAUCCUCGGAUGAAGAACCGCUCGAUGCAUACGGAGGAAGAGGAGGUGGUGGCGCAAACAGCAGCAAACGCGUAUCGUUGUCGCUUUCCAAGCGUUCCAGACAGUUUGCCCAACAGCAUGCCAUGGGUGACGACGACGACGAGGAGGUGGCCGGCCCCAGCAACGGUACAGCGGCGCUUUCUCAUCUCGAUGGUUCCUUGGAUCGACCGGAGAAAAUUGCUAGCAUGUUGAUGCACGCCACGGAGAAAAUGGAACGCUGCUGGAACUUGGACCUGCAGACGUGCCUCACACAGUAUGUCGCGCUGCGACCCAACCCGAACUUCCCGGAGGCGGCGAUGGUAGUGUCCUGUGCGGCCAUGGUUUACGGCCGGAAAGUUGAUUAUCUUGGCGAAAUCGUGAUGCACAUGAGCCACGGGCAAAAGAUGAGGGAGCACGAGGAGAAGGAGGCCAAGAAGAAAAGUGCCAGCGCGGGUGAGGAGGGUGACGGAGAGAGUGGCACCACCGGAACGGCUGCUCCAGUGAAGGAAGGGCGUAAACGAUCGGCCCGCUUCAAACAAAUCCGGGAAUCGGAUUUCGACGAGAUGGAGUUCACCGUGAAGGAUCGGGAUGUGGUGCCUCUCGAGCAACUGAUUGAACCACCGUCGAGGACCGUGGAAGUGGACUGCCGUACGAAGGUGCGCCGCAUGCAGGAGAUGUGCGAUGAGCUUCGUGCCGGUGCAACGAGUAAACGGCGCGCAGAGAUACUGAACCGGUUACGGGAUGAGGCGGAAAUUGGAUCUCUGCUGUCGAGUCACGGGAUGGUACGCCGGAAUCCCAUACUGGAUCCAGAGUCCGGUGAUUCCAUUGGCACGCGGUUCGACUAUCAAGUGUUUCUGAACUUUAUCGAUUCGAAAACCGGUGGCCUGAUUGCGGAACACGACCUCAAGCACUACUUCCAGCGGCGCGACGUUAUCGAUAUGCUGCACGAGCAGCACGAGUUUGAACGGGAACGAUGUAGCCAGUUAGGAAUCGCCCAACCUCAACCGAUACUGAAUCUGCAACCGCGGGAAUGCCGCCUAUUCUUGCCACCGGAGUAUCUGCGCAAUCAACACAGCAUCGACGUGCAGGAUACAUCGGAUUUCGAGAAGGCACUGAUGGAGGCCCGCAUCAGCAACUAUCGCACGGAUCCGAUUCUCGAGCUGAUGGGUCCGGAAGACGAGAAGCGCCUGUCGGCGGCAGCGGAAGCACGUCUGGCGCAGGAUGCUACACCGUUGGCCGGCAGUAUCAGAGCGGACGAUUCCGGGAUAGGUGAUUGCUUCAGUGAAUCGGAGAUCAACGCCAAUUCAACCCAGAAUACCGAUGGAACCGUUGGCAUGGAUACGCUCAAUAACACCGAUGAUAAUCCACCCGACGAUGAGCUGAUGGCAUUGGAGCGAAGCGAAACCGAGGGAAACCCCACUGCGGAUGGUGUGACAGGAGGACAGCAGGCGGGUGAAAAAUCGUCCGGUGAAGGCUUGCGACUCAGCGUGGACGAAGGCAUCGGGGCAGACCGAGAUCCUCCAUCGCUGACACAAACGCCUGCUGCGGAGAAAGACGAACCUCUCGCAAUUAGCUUCGGUCGUGGUGUUGUGAUUCCGAAACCAGCAGCUAUCCGGCCGGUACUGUUGCUUAUCAAUAUGCUCGGUUUGCCAGAAAAAAGCGUCCAAAAGCAGUUAAUUUUUUCGCUACCGGCGGAAUAUCGACCCUUAAAACAGGCCAUUUUGAAAAGAGUUGACGUUCGGAUCAAGGAUAUCUUUACUCUUGAUCUGUAUCAGCUGAAUGCGGACGCGAUGGAUCAACCCGAACGACCAGUGUCGCCGGAAUUGGAAGAUUUUCUCGGAUUCGAUGAGGAUAACGACCAAUCAGCUGCUAAAUCACUUCAGCGGCCAACAAAGAGGUCCACAAAACCAGUGAACGAACCACUAGCACGGCCUGCAUCGCCAGAAGCUGAUUUCGCGGGUUUCGGUGAAGAAGAAGUACGGGCAACACGAGAAAAGGCGACGGAAUGGCUCUCACGUUGUCCCGCUUCGGUCAAGCUGUUUUUGGAAAGUCCAAAACGGACGGAACCUAAACCUGGAUCGGAUCCGUCCACCCCGAACCGCACGCUGUCCUGCGACUCGGGAAUAUCGGACACCAUGGUGCAGCAAUCUGCAAGUUCGUCGAGCCUCCCGGCGGUCCCAUCGAUCCCCGAAGAAACGAACGAAAAUGAUGGCAUCGAGAGCGACCCUUCAAACGACCGCAUUCAGCAGGAGCUGGCGGCAGAAAGGGACCUGAAAAAGGUCACCAGCGAGUGGGAAAGCCGGUUGAAACCGUUGCUGCGCGAGUCCGAAAGGCGAAAUCAUUUCGACAUUCAUGCGUACGGCACGGAAAUCAUCGACGCGUUCGCUGAGGAUGCCAGUCCAACGACCGGUGGGAUCACACUGAGCCAGGUGCUCGAAAACAAACCGCCACACAGCAUCGCACGCUACUUCCUGUCUGCGUUAAUGCUGGCAAACACAAACAAUGUGCGGAUCGCGAACGGGAACAGCGAUAUGACGCGGCGUUCCAGGUUGGAUGAGAUUUCGCUUCACCUACUCGACCGAAAACGACACCAUCAGGAGCUGGACCAGCUGGGAGAAAUGUUUGGGUCCGAUCCAUACGGCCAGCCAGGUCCAAGCCGGAGUACGCGGGAUAAACCGAAUCGGAAGCGGAAAAGCGCUCCGAUGGCCGCUACACCACAAUCCGAUCCGAACGUCCGGUGGAUUGAGCAGCAAGGUACGGCCGGGACGAGUACGGCCGAUAAGAUGGCCAAACGGAAGGUGCCAGAGAAUCGCAAUGUUAUUCCGCAGUUAAUGCGUUUCGAAUCGCCUCAAUUAAAUCUACUAACGGAACGAGCUGUUGACGAAGAGCUAGAGGAUGAGCUGCUUUCGAUUGAUCUGGAGACGCAUCAAGCCGAACUGAUACCAGCGGCGGCCCGGCUUACCAAUUUUUCAUGUGCACAAAGCGUGCACUCGUUGGCCGAUUCGGCCUAUUGCAGCACAAUUCUGGACGCCGAUGUUGCAUAGUAGGCGGCUCUCCAGUUUGCCCAGAUUCUCAAACCCACUCAACAACGCAUUUCACUGCCCUCCGAACGAUAGCUAGCAUAGUUACAUCACACAUUAACACCACAACUCUCCCAUUUCAUACGGACGAAA